CAGCACUCCUCAAGCAACAUGUCAAAGUCGCGAGUCAUCUACUGGUUCCGGACCGACUUGCGCCUCCACGACUCCCCAGCCCUCAAAGCUGCUCUGGACCUCAAUCCCGAAUGCCUCUAUCCAUUGUGGACCUGGGACCCCCACUAUGUCUAUCGAGCGCGCGUCGGCCCCAAUCGCUGGCAGUACCUCCUCGACUGCCAGAAUGACCUGUCCAAGUCCAUUACCAAGCUGAACCCCAAGUCGAAACUGUUCCUCAUCCGUGAAGCCCCUCAGACGCUGUUCCCCAAGCUGUUCAGGGCAUGGAAGGUUACGCAUUUGGUUUUCGAAAAGGACACGGAUGCAUAUGCAAGAGAGCGUGAUCAAAAGGUCAUGGACAUUGCCAAGCAAGCGGGCGUCCAUGUCAUCGUCAAGACAGGAAGGACCUUGUACGAUCCGGAUGACUUGGUCAGCAACAACAAUGACAAGCCGACCAUGAGUAUCAGCCAGGUCAUGGCAGCGGCGAAGAAGAUGGGGCCAGUCCCCAGACCCAUCCCAGCACCAAAGUCACUGCCGGAUCCCGGAGCGGUCGAGUUGGAGUUUGACCAAGAGAAGCCAGACAACCAUCCGGACAUCAAUUCCGUCCAAAGAGAUGGUAAUGAAGCCUCAUACACCGCCUUGGCCGGGCCAAAUGGCGAUUUCGCGGUACCAACAAUGGAAGAGCUGGGGCUGAAGCCGGCAACAACGCCUCAUCGCGGCGGAGAAACAGUGGCGUUGCAAGCUCUGGAUGAAAUAAUCGCAAACGAAGAAUACACGGCGACUUUUGAAAAGCCCAACACUGCCCCAACUGCGUUCGAGCCACAAUCCACUACCCUACUAUCCCCACACAUGCACUUUGGCUCCCUGAGCUGCCGUCUUUUCUACUGGCGCGCCCAGGAUGUUGCCGACAAAUACAAGGGCAAAGCCUCGAAACCACCCACCAGUCUGACAGGCCAGCUGCUUUUCCGUGACAUGUACUUUGGCGCGCAAGCAUCCCUGGGAUACUCCUUUGGUCAGACCUACAACAACCCGCAAUGCCGCUUCAUCCCCUGGCAUCUCCCCUCAAAAGUCGACAUUGCUUCUGGCCUCAUCACUGGUGAAUACGUAGUCGGCAAUGCAGAAGCAGAGUCCCAUUUCCAACGAUGGAAACAAGGCCGUACCGGGUUUCCCUGGAUCGAUGCACUCAUGCGUCAGCUCGCGCAGGAAGGCUGGAUUCACCAUCUUGGCCGCCACGCCGUUGCGUGUUUUCUCACCAGGGGCGGCUGCUACAUUGACUGGGAACGUGGUGCCGAGGUGUUUGAAGAAUGGCUCAUUGACCACGAAGCAGCGUGCAAUAUUGGCAACUGGCAAUGGCUAUCUUGCACGGCAUUUUUCGCCCAAUUCUACCGUUGCUAUUCCCCCAUAGCCUUUCCGCAGAAAUGGGACAAAGAGGGAAAUUUCAUCCGCAGAUAUGUACCGGAGCUUGCCAAGUUUGACAAGAAGUAUAUUUACGAACCACACAAAGCACCAAUUGCGGACCAGAAGAAAUGGGGAUGUAUGAUCAAAGGUGACGGCGCGGCUGGAGCAGGCCAAGAUGGCCAUGUAAAGACGUAUCCCAAGCCAAUGUUUGAUUUUCCCACGCGAAGGGAUGUGUGUCUCCAGGGUAUGAAGAACGCAUACCAUGUCAAUCUUUACGGCAACUCGCCUCAAGUCCUCGAUGGAAGCUGGCGCAAGCUGUUUGACGACGAGGCCGAAGGGCCGACAAAAGGGUCCAAGGGUCCUCCUGGAGCAAUGCCAGCGGAUGGGCAAGUCAAGGGCCAUGAAGAUGCCGAUGGUUACGAGGAAAAGCAAGAUUCGGAUUCAGCAAAGAGCCCAAAGCGAGCAAAGCGCACGGCUAAGAAGGCGGACGUCAAGGUAGGGCAUAAGAGGGAAGCGAGCCAGGCGACGUUGGAUACCAUGGUAACGAGGAAGAAGAAGAAAGAUGCGGGAGGCUCUGCCUAAUUCCAAACCAUGGUUGGAUAGCAUGGCUUGGCUCAAAGCGGCUCAUUUGUCGCAUGAGAAAUCAAUUCAACUUCACAUCAUUAGAGGGUAUCACAAACAAAGCAUCAGUCGCAGCCGCAUCUACGCAUUCGCAAUCCUCCCCGCCCCAAUUACUGUCCAGAAGGCCUCUUCCCUCUUUUCCCGCUCACCCUUGUUACCCCUCGAGUCACCCAACCCCCGCUCCUCGGCAUUGACGUCAGCUUCGAAUUCCAGCCGCACGAAUAUGGGUAUUUCGAGCAAAUCGUCGUCUUGAUCGAGUUCCUCAUCGCCCUCGUCCAAGAAGCCCGGGAUGACCUCAAUGGCCACGCUCGUCCAAUUGCGGCCCUU
Messenger RNA from Exserohilum turcica Et28A, 2361 nucleotides. RefSeq lists its product as uncharacterized. Gene Ontology annotation, molecular function: DNA binding; FAD binding. Gene Ontology annotation, biological process: entrainment of circadian clock by photoperiod; circadian regulation of gene expression. Bases 19 to 1995 code for a protein of 658 amino acids. Lineage: Eukaryota; Fungi; Ascomycota; Dothideomycetes; Pleosporales; Pleosporaceae. The record is from RefSeq and is a predicted model, not a curated record. Gene Ontology annotation, cellular component: nucleus; cytoplasm. The transcript has a single exon.